CUUUUCUAUUGACACUUGAAUUCAAUUGGCUACUGCUCAACCAAUAGGAUUUGGGGGUGAAUACAGCUCACAUUUGAACUAUUUGGUCCCGGACACACAGACAAAAAUAAAACGAAUUAAGCAACGUGAUUGGUCUAUUUCGAUUUAAAUCGUCUUUUUGAGACGAUUUAUUCGUUAAUUCAGUUUUAAUUCACUUUGAAUUAGUCGGUGUUCGGGGCCUUCGCCUUGAUUUACUCUAAGAAAGUCGUUUUCCCUAUCACUUGAUUUCUAUUGGUCAGUGCUCAAUCAAUGGAGCUUCGAGGCAAGUGGAGUACAAAUUCGAGUUCUCCAUCCCGAAAAACUCUGGAGUAUCGCCUUUGCGAUCAGAGGAUAGAGCUCUAAUUGUGGAUCACAUAGAGCGUGGACAAGAACAGAACCGAUUUCCGUUUAUUUAUCUUUGCAAUAGGUGAGUUAGCUUCCUUGUUUCUUGAUGUUUUAUAUACCAUUUUGUAGCUCGUGAAAUUCUCUGUUGAAUGAUAUAUAAUAAUUGGGGUUUUAUGUGACCAUGAUCGGGAAAACCUUUUACGAAAGCAAGGACUGGUUGAUUCUCACAUAGGAAAGCAUAGGGGAAAAUAAUUAUUUUUACAAUAACUCACCAAUGGCUCGGACACUCAUUCUCAUCUUCGAACUCAACCGAGAUAUUGUUGGGACAAAACUGUGUAGAAAAUUUCAUCACGAUUGAACUCUGCUUUCAAAAGUUAUCGCGUAAACGGCCGGUCGCUCGGCCGGACACACUGACCGAUUCUAGAGUGUACUUACUUUUUGAGUACACAAAAAUUUUGCUCUUGAAUGGGAAUAAAUAUGCGGUUGAACCUUCUUCUUUUUAUUCUUCUUUUUUGCUUUUUUCUUGCUUAUUUAAACGUAUAUACUGGAAUGGACGAAGAGAACUAACUUGUAAAAAUUAAAUUUCUUCGUCCAUUCCAGUAUAAAAAUUCAAAUAGGCAAGAAAAGAGCAAAGAAGAAGAAUAAAAAGAAGAAGGUUCAACCACAUAUUUAUUCUCAUUCAAGAACAAAAUUUUUUAACUCUAAAAAAAAACAUAUUACGUUCGAAACGUCGGUUAUAAUAUAUAUUGUUAUAUAUUUAUAUUUACAUUUAUAUAUUUUACUCUCCAUUACUAUGUUAAAUUUUUAUUUAAUUGUAAAUAAUAAUUUAUAUAAAAUAUUUAAUAAAUUAAAAAAAAGCUAAAUUUUUUUAAAAAUGAUCAGUACAACCUACCUAAGACGUAUGAACUUUCAUUCUGAUUUCACAACAACAGACAUCGCUUUACUCUGAUACAAACCAAUCACUGCAGCCUCCUGCAAAGCUGAAAUAAACUACUCAUAACCUAAUAAACCUCAUUAAAACUUGUAUUUGCAUUUACUGUAUUUUCUUUUAUUCAAAGACAUAUGAGUUGCACAAAAUUAAAUAUAUUUAUUAAAAAGUAAAAUUGCAAAAACUAAUGUAUUUUGGUAUAAAAAGAAUAUGUCUUUCUAAAAUUUCUCCAGAAGGGGCUCAAAGGUCCGUAGGGGGGGGGCUCAGCCCCCCCUGGCCCCCUGCUGGCUACGCCACUGACUUAUACAAUCAAAUUCACCUAUUGGUGAGGUUCUCACAGCUAAAAUUGUUCCAUGUUUUGUUGAAUUAUUAAAAUUUCAGCAAUUUCAAAUUUAAGUAAGAUUUAAAAAGAAAUAAUAAUAAUCAAAAGAAUUCUUCUUUUUUAGGAUUUAGUUUGGAGUUGUAUUGGUUACAAAUAUUAUAUCAGCAUCAGGCAAUUCAAGUCAAACAACACAUGUUAUUGAUGAUGUUAGUAAUGCACUAGUUUUUGUCAAAUUAUUAAGUAAUGUGAAUGAAGAUUUUCAGAAACAAGUUAAUCUUUGUUAUUUAUUUGGUAUCUUUUCAUGUAAUGCACAUUUAACAACAAUACGAAAUGCUGGAUGGCGCUUAACAAGUUUAUGUUGUGACAAAAAUCCAGCUGUUAAUUUUAAUAAAGUUACUCUAACAUUAUCCGUACUUAGUCGUUUACUUUAUAAUCUUGACUUGGAUGCUGUUAUUGAUGCAAAUAUAUUUCCAUCAUUAAUUAAUAUCGUUAAACAUGGUGAUUAUAAAACACGAAAAGAUACUGCUUGGGUUGUAACAAAUGUAACAUCAGGUAGUACAUCACAACAAAUAAACAGAGAAGUUAAACGAACGAAUAGUUACAAUUCAUAUGCAAUUAUGAUUGAAGAAUGUUUUGAUUUAGAUAAAAUUGAAUUAUAUUUUGGUGUUGAUGAAGAUGAAUAUCUUUCACAUCAAAGAGAAUUUGCACUAUUUGAAUUUGAUACAACAAAUAGUCAAGUAAUAUCAACAAUAAAUGAACAAAUAAAUCCAAUUAAUGUGGAUAUCAAUCAACAAUUUAAACAAGAUUCUUGGUUAAUUACUCUUUGUGUUCUUGAAACUCCGUCGAUAAUCUGUUUAACUGAUCUAAUAACAUUUACACUUGUUGUCUUGGAUAGUCUUGAGGAUGCUAUUAUUAAUCUUCCUACACCUAUUCUAUCAAGUUUAUCUGAAGUUGAUAUUGAAUCUAGUGCACAUAAUACAUCCGAUACAAAUGUCGUUAUUGAUAUAUUACCAACACUAGUAUCUAUUCUUGUUAGUAAAACUAAAAUAGAAAAAUCAAUUACAAACAAAAAUCUUGAUUUAUCAGUAGAAAAACGAUCGAGAUUUGAAGGAAAUAUUCAACAUAGAUUAAAAAUAAUUGCAAGACGUUCAGGAGAUUCAUUCAUAUCAUCAUUAAUGAAUAUAAAUGAUAAUAGUCAUGAAACUUCAUCAUAA
Messenger RNA from Rotaria sordida, 2827 nucleotides. Lineage: Eukaryota; Metazoa; Rotifera; Eurotatoria; Philodinida; Philodinidae. The record is from the annotation of a GenBank genome assembly.